Messenger RNA from Eleginops maclovinus (Patagonian blennie), 4503 nucleotides. It is a transcript of the gene nup160, whose product is annotated as nucleoporin 160. Gene Ontology annotation, molecular function: structural constituent of nuclear pore. The record is from RefSeq and is a predicted model, not a curated record. Bases 101 to 4264 code for a protein of 1387 amino acids. Lineage: Eukaryota; Metazoa; Chordata; Actinopteri; Perciformes; Eleginopidae. The transcript has 34 exons. Gene Ontology annotation, cellular component: nuclear pore.
GUCUGAACCAGUUUAUUAGAGUGUGUCUCUUUAAGGGUCUGAACCAGUUUAUUAGAGUCUGUCUCUUUAAGGGUUUGAACGCAAUGACGCCAGAGUAAAGAUGGCGCUCCGCAGCUUCACGGAGAUUUGUGGCUUCGAGAGGGAAACUUUUCUCCGCUUCAGAGAGAUCAACCUCAGCCUCCCGGGUGUGAGCGCUCUCCCUGGAGGAGUGAAGUUUCCGGACAGUGCCGGAGCGUUCCAUUAUGAGGAGAGCGGGAAGCUGCUCUCUGUCACCAGCAACAGAUUCAUCCACUGGAGCACGUCAGGGGACAGUGUGCAGCUGGUGGAGACGUCUCUGGACACCAACCUGCUGAACAAUGCUGUCAGACUCAAACUGUGUCACUGCUCCGUGCUGCCGGGUGGGGUCACCAUCAUCGAGACGCUCAACAACGUCAUCAUCCUGCUGUCCACCAAUCAGAGCGUCCACAGGCUGCUGCUGCCACACCCUGCACGCAUGUACCGCAGCGAGCUGGUGACGGAGCUCCACAUGCAGUCCAUCUUCACAGAUGUGGGGAAGCUGAGUUUGCAGGACUCCUCUCACAGUGCUCUCAUCCCGGGGGGGGCGGGCGGGUCCAGCUGCUCCACCGGCUGGCUCAGUGAGUCCGGAGAAGCUCACUACGCCCUGGCUUCACCUGCAGGGGGCAUCAUGGUGCUGACGCUGCGUCCUCACGACUCUCCAGGUGAGGUGUGUGUGGUGGAGCUGAAGAGGAGCUCGAUGAUGCAGCGGUUGUCAGGCUGGAUGCCGUCAGCCAUGCGGGGGGAACAGGGUGGCGGGGGCGCCCUGAGCCUUGCGGUCCGAGAGCUGGAGGGCGACUGUUUCCUGUUCGCUCUGUGUCAGGACCUCAGGCUGCGUCUGUGGAGCUUCAGGGACCAGGCCUGUGUGCUGGAGGCGGACAUGUUGGAGUACAUGCCAUCCUGCAGGGGGGCGAGGCGUCUGUCUGGGCACGGACAUCGUCUGCGGCUGGUCCUCUGCUCCACUGGCCUCUGCCUCGGAGUUUACCUGGCAGUACCUGGCCGAGGACAGUUCACCGUGCUGCAACUCAUCUCCACUGACAGCAACCGCUACAGCCUGGACCACGUGUCCUCGCUCUUCACCCCACAGGAAACGCUGGUGGACUUCACUCUGACCCCCACAGACAUCUGGGCUGUGUGGGUGGACGAUUCAAACGCCACUGUGGUCAAAUACAUCAACUUUGAACACAACACUGCAGGUCAGUGGAACCAGGUGUUUGUUCAGCCUGCACCUGAAGAUGAAGUCCACAUCGGAGUGGACCAGGACCCCAGAGAGACGUACCUGGAGGUCCUCUUCUCCCCGUUACGCUUCACAGCUUCAGCCAUACUCAAAGCUCUACAGAUCUUCCGCAGAGGCUCGGACAGAGACAGGACCUCAGAUGUGUCCUGGGAGAGUCUGAAGAAGGAGGUGACGGUGGCGGUGGAGAGUGAGCUGCAGAGCAGUGUGACGGAGUUCGAGUUCUCUCAGGAGGAGUACCGACAGCUGCAGGUGGAGUUCUGGUCCAAGUUCUACGCCUGCUGCCUGCAGUACCAGGAGGCUCUGUCCCUGCCUCUGGGCCUCAGCGUCAGCCCCAGCACCGGCAUGGCCUGCCUGCUGAAGAAGGGUUUCGUGUCGUUCCUCCUGCCAUGUUUUGCUGUGGAUCACCUUUACCUGUCCUACGAAGAGUACCUGUCAUCAGAAGAGGAGACGGCCAUCGCCGAAGACCCGGAGCUGGGCCGGGACGUGCUGCAGCUGGUCCAGUGUCUGCGGCUCGUCAGUGAUGCAGUUUCUGCAGAGAUGGCAUACGAGAUGGAGAAAGCUCUGGAACACCUUCAGUCACCGGAGAGGGCAGCAGACCUCGUGCUGGAGAACCUGCUGUCCAACGACAGUGAUACCGUGAUGGAGGAUAUCCAGAACAAACUGCAGGACGUCAGGAACCCCGCGGCAGCCAUGACUGUUCUUCUGAGGGAGCUGGACCUGGAGACGGACUCUGAGGGCUCAGCGCCCCUGCUCUCCGUCUCACAGGAUACAGCAAGCCAGCCUCUGGGUGUGAGGAUCAGCCUGUCUCAGCUGUACAGCAGCAGCUCAGCAGUGUCACUCAUCUGUCAGGCCGUCUGUCACAUGACCAUGACCCGAGAGCUGUUCUGCAGAGACCUGCUGAUCCUGCAGAAACUUUACCUGCGCCUCGGAGACAAUGUGUUCCUGGGGGGAGGGGCUCAGUUGCUGCAGCUGCAGCAGGAUCUGAUCCCUCGGAGCUCAAACCUCCUCUCCUCCUAUCACCUCCUCAAACACAUCAGCCAGAGCCUGGCAUCCUCUGUGGCGCUGGACCUAAUAGAAGCCAACCUGCAGCACCUCACCGUGUUGGAGCUGUCUGACUCGCCGAGCCUCAGCAGCGCAUCAGUGCUGAGCCCUCAGACGGUGGUGGAGCUCUUCUAUCAGACGGUGGGCAGGAAGAUGAUCGUCUCUCAGAUUUACUCGCAGCAGCAGAGCAGCUCCUUGCUUGUCUGGAGUCACUUGAUCUCCAACGUGGUCGUUGUGCUCGCUCAGCUGCUUUGGCCCAGUAACCCUGGUUUUCAGUUCCCAGAGUGUCUGAUGGCCAACUGUCAGUACACACAGCUGCAGGAGUACGUCCGCCUGAUUGGUCCGUGGUGUCAGGUGAACAUCGGCUCGUGUCGCUUCGUGCUGGGUCAGUGUUACCUGGCCAAUGGAGAGGGGCAGAAGGCGCUGCAGUGCUUCCAAGAAGCAGCCACCGAGGUGGACAAGGAGGACUUCCUGUUGAGACUGACGGGUGGCGAGGAGGAGGACGCACCCCCCCGCCUACAGUACUUCAACAAGGUGCUGCGCCUCCUGGAGGACGUGGGUCUGCCGGAGCUAGUCAUCCAGCUGUCGUCUCUCGCCAUCACAGAGGCCGGCAACGACGCCAACAGCCAGGCGGCUCUGUGGACCCGGAUCUUCAAACAUCACCUGGACCUGGGACACAACAGUGAGGCGUACGAGGCGCUGACGCAGAACCCCGACAGCAGCAUGCAGCUGGAUUGCCUCCGGCAGCUCGUGGUAGUCCUGUGUGAACGCUCUCAGCUCCAGGACUUGGUCCAGUUCUCCUACGUCAACCUGCACGACGAGGUGGUGAGCAUCAUAGAGUCCCGUGCCAGAGGUCUGGACCUGCUCGCACAUAACUACUACGAGCUGCUGUACGCCUUCCACAUCAACAGGCACAACUACCGGAAAGCGGGCGCGGUCAUGUAUGAGUUGGGGAUGCGUGUGUGUAGGGAGAACAGGACUCCUGCAGGUCUGCAGCAGCAGGUUAACUGUUUCCUGUCGGCUCUCAACUGCUUGCGCCUCAUCAGGCCGGAGUACGCCUGGAUUGUACAGCCGGCGCCUGGAGCCACAUACGAGCGUGCGGGAGCGUCUCCGAAGAGAAACUCUGACGGGGAGUUCUCCUCUCAACCAGUGAAGCGUCAGGUGGACAUCCUGGAGCUCAGAGACCUGGAGAGAGAGUAUAUCCUGUCCAGCAGCCGACUGAGCCUGAGCCAGCUCCACCCGAGCCAGGCUGCCAUCGCAGGCGGGGCCUCGGCGGGGGAGAUGGUGUCUCUUCUGGUCCAGUCCGGUCUCUUCGACUCGGCGCUGUCAGUAUGCCAGGCGUUUGGUCUGAGCCUCAGUCCGGUUUUCGAGGGUCUAACCUUCAAGUGCAUUAAGCUGCAGAGUGGAGGGGAGGAGCCUCAGAGCGACGCCUGGAGCUGGUUGGCUGCCAAUCAGCUGUCAGCAGUUGUCAACACCAAGGAGUCCAGUGCUGCAGACGAGGCAUGGCGGCUGCUGUCCUCCUACCUGCUCAGGUAUCCAUGUUCUAAUGGACGACAUCAUCGCUGCGUCAUCAACAAGAUGCUGUUGCACGGAGUGCCGCUCCCUGACUGGCUCAUCAAGUCCUACAAGGAAGUGGACGCGGCGUCCCUUCUGCGUCUCUACCUGAACUUCGACCUGCUGGAGGCGGCAGGGGAUCUGGUGCUGGAGUAUGUGGAUGCUCUGCUUGGGAGAAACCAGUACUACGGGUUAGAGGGCCCCCUCUCUGCGACCUCCCCCUCUGUCUGGCUGCCUUACACCUCCAUCGAUCAGCUGCUGCAGACGCUCAAUGAGACGCAGACCAACAGCAGCAUGUAUAAUAGGGUUCGGGACAGAUUGGAGGACUACCACCGGCAGGUUGAACAAACAACCAGACGGAGACUCCUCGCCCGCUGAGGUCACUUGAUCGCGCCGGCCAAUCAGAGGCUCUCAUCUUUGUGUUUAUUUUUUUACAAAAAUUCUCUUUUGUACUCCGUCAGGCAAUAAAGUUUUCUCUGCUGCUCCGAGUCCUCUGUCAUCUUUCUUUUUCUCUGGCGGUGAAGGCCCAGUUCCAACCCGACGCCUCCCCUUUCGAACAAUGUCCACACACACUGUGCUUUGAUUACAAAAAUAAUAAUAAAAAGUCUAAAUCUGAA